Messenger RNA from Vicia faba (fava bean), 963 nucleotides. Lineage: Eukaryota; Viridiplantae; Streptophyta; Magnoliopsida; Fabales; Fabaceae. The record is from the annotation of a GenBank genome assembly.
AUGGAAGCAGUUUAUCCUGUUUUCAGUGUAUUUGCAUUGUUUAGUCUACACUUGUUUAUGUACAGAUGCAAUUUGUAUAUGUGGAAAGCGACAAGAAUAAAUCAUAAUUUCAUAUUUGAAUUCUCACCGACCACGGCGCUAAAGCAUAGAGAUGCUUUUCUGAUUUGUACUGUCUUCAUGACUGCUGUGGUUGGAGCGAUGGUCUUGCACCUUCUUCUAAGGGCUGCGGGGUUUUUUCCUGGCAAUGUUGACGCCAUUCUCGGAAUUAUACUUCUGUUUUUCAUAGCUAUGCUCAUUUGCCCAUUAGACAUUUUCUAUCGUCCAACUCGAUUCUGCUUCAUCCGCGUUCUUCUGGUGGAUUUUUUUAUGGCUGAUCAACUAACUAGUCAGAUACCAUUGCUAAGACAUUUGGAAACAACGAGUUGUCACAUUUUAUCCCGGGUUUUCAAAACGCACCACCCUGAAACCUGUAGUUCCGGAAAAUUAUACAUGGAAAUAACCUACAUUAUCUCAUUUUUGCCAUAUUUUUGGCGUGCCCUUCAGUGUGUAAGAAGAUGGUAUGAUGACAGUGAUGUUGCGCAUUUGGCGAACAUGGGGAAGUAUAUCUCUGCAAUGGUUGCAGGAGGAGCUAGAGUAACAUAUGGAAGACAAGAUAACAAUAUAAUGUUUUUUAUUGUUAUAAUCACAUCUGUGACAGCUACAAUGUAUCAACUGUAUUGGGAUUUUGUCAAAGAUUGGGGAUUUCUUAAUCCUAACUCAAGAAAUGCAUGGCUAAGAGAUGAUUUAGUUUUGAAGAAUAAAAGCAUAUACUACAUGUCUAUGGCAUUAAAUGUUGUGUUAAGAGUGACUUGGACAGAAACUGUUAUGCAUUUCAAAGUUGGGCCUAUUCAAACAAGGUUGUUGGAUUUUAUGUUAACUUCAUUGGAUUUUAUGUCUACCGAAGAUUUUAUAUUGGUAAUUUAA